Messenger RNA from Suillus clintonianus, 2921 nucleotides. RefSeq names its product glycoside hydrolase family 3 protein. NCBI's taxonomy places the organism in Eukaryota, Fungi, Basidiomycota, Agaricomycetes, Boletales, Suillaceae. The transcript has 13 exons. The record is from RefSeq and is a predicted model, not a curated record. Gene Ontology annotation, biological process: glucan catabolic process. The coding region runs from base 283 to 2811 and encodes 842 amino acids. Gene Ontology annotation, molecular function: beta-glucosidase activity.
GAAUGCUAUGUUCGACUGUAUGAUGAUCCUAAAAUCUUACGCAUCAGCCUUCUAGUUCGUCAAUUCUAUCAUCGAGGGCCUCUAUAUGAUCUGCGGAACAAGCCCGGUGCCAGUGCGAUCAUGACACGCAACCGUACCGUGGUCCGUAGCUAUGAUGCGGUAUUGCCAAUCGUCAGCAGCCUCGUGGCUCAAAUAAUUAAGUACAAAGUGCUAGCACACAGUUCAUAAAAUGUCCCAGCUGUUGAAUUUUGUAGGUCCUUUCGCUCGUUUGUUCCACAAAACAUGACGCGUUCAGCCCACCUACCCAAGCUACUGUCGCUGUUGUGUAUAUUUCCCUGUGCUCUAGCUGGCUCGUUUUCGUCGGCAACAACUUCAUCCAAUUCUUCGUCAAGUGAUACAAUAAGCUUCACUACAACUUUCGCACCCGCCAACAUCCCAGCCGCGUCCACUACAGCCGGUGUCGUCACUAUUCCACUCUCUAACUAUUCAUUCAUUCCCUACCCUACACCUACUCUCAACCCUCGCCCCCCGGUUUUCCCCGCAACCGAUCCUUUGAACCCUCCCAAUGUCAGCAGCGAUCCGCACAUUGUGCCCGAUUUUGCGCCUGCGUGGGCCGCUGCCUACCAGAAGGCCAAGAACCAUAUAUUAGAUUAUACCAUGGAGGAAAAAGUCAGCAUCACCACUGGAGUCGGUUUGGGGAAUGGCUUCUGCAUUGGUAACACCCCACCCAAUAAGAACUUCCCUGGUUUGUGUCUUGAGGACUCACCUCUCGCCGUCAAUUAUGUAGACUUUGCGACUGUGUUUCCAGCUGGCAUUCAGGUAGCGUCCACCUGGAAUCGUGCUUUAAUGCGUGCUCGUGGCCUGGCUUUGGGUCAAGAGUUCAAGGGCAAGGGCGUCAACAUUGCCAAUGGCCCAAUGAUGAAUAUGGGACGCAUCCCUCAAGGUGGCCGCAAUUGGGAGGGUUUCGGUGCCGACCCUUUCCUGGCCGGCGAGUCUGCGUAUGAGACAGUUUUAGGCCUGCAACACGGCGGAGUACAAUCCUGCGUCAAGCACUUCAUAAACAAUGAACAGGAGCAUUUUCGAGGUAUAGAAUCCUCAAAUGUUGAUGACCGGACUCAACAUGAGAUUUACGCGCACCCGUUCCUGCGCAGCGUCAUGGCUGGUGUUUCAGCCGUCAUGUGCAGCUACAACCUCAUCAACGAAACCUACGCAUGCAACAACGACAAGAUGCUCAAUGACAUCUUGAAGCGGGAGUACGGUUUCCAAGGCUUCAUUCUAUCUGACUGGUGGGCGACAAUGUCGACCCUCUCUGCUGUUGCAGGGCUUGACAUGACUAUGCCCGGUGAUAUCAGUGGUGACUCUGGCAACUCCUACUUCGGGGGCAACCUCACGGAAUAUGUGAACGACGGAUAUAUCAGCAUGGCUCGCCUGGACGAUAUGGCAACGCGUAUCAUUGCUGCUUGGUACUACCUUCACCAAGACGAGGACUAUCCUGCAACAAACUUCAACUUAUUCAAUCCGAAUGAUGAAGUGAACAACAAGCAUGUAAACGUGCAGUCGGAUCAUUACAAGCUUGUGAGGGAGAUUGGCGCGGCCGGGACGGUACUUUUGAAAAAUAAAGACGGCGCACUGCCAUUGAACAAACCCAAGAACUUGGUAUUGAUCGGAAGUGAUGCGGGUCCAGGCAAAUCUGGCCCGAACGAGUUUACACAGCAGAUUGGUGGCGGCGGUAGUGAUGGCAUUCUUGCCAUGGGCUGGGGAUCUGGGACUGGUUACUUCCCUUACCUUAUUUCGCCUCUUGAGGGUAUCCAGGAGCGUGCUCGCCAGGAUGGCAGCAGCGUGUUCUGGGACUUUGACGACUGGAACACUGUUCUCGCUGGUAGCAUGGCGUUUGGUCAGGCCGUCGCUCUGGUUUUCACCAACUCGGACUCUGGCGAGGGUUAUCUUACUGUUGAUGGCAACGAGGGCGAUCGUAACAACCUCACUGCCUGGAACAACGGUGAUGACCUUAUCCUUGCUGUCGCCGCGCAGAACAACAAUACAAUAGUUGUCGUAAACAGCGUCGGCCCGCUCAUUUUGGAGCCCUGGAUUGAGCACCCUAACAUCACUGCCGUCGUCUGGGCCGGCAUCCAAGGCCAGGAAGCAGGCAAUUCUAUUGCUGAUGUACUUUAUGGCGCAUACAACCCUUCUGGAAGACUGCCUUAUACCAUUGCCAAGGAUCUUGCUGAUUAUCCCGCACAACUCAUCACUAAUGGUUCUGGAACCGACAUUGUGACAAUCGAUUAUACGGAGGGGUUAUUCAUCGAUUAUCGCCACUUUGAUCAAGCCAAUAUCACGCCGCGCUUCGAGUUUGGCUUCGGCUUGAGCUACACCACGUUCUCGUACUCCGACCUGGGCGUGACUACUAUUCAGUCAUCAAACGUUGAUCAGGCAGAUUUGAUCACUGCGUGGGAGAACGGGGAGGCGUCGCCCAUCGCCGAAGGGUCUUCUACUGCGCUCUGGCUCCAUGAGCCCGCAUUCAAGGUCACUUUCAAGGUCACUAACACUGGAACUCUGUCCGGGACUGAGAUUCCUCAGCUCUACGUCCACCACCCGUCUUCCGCCGGCGAACCUCCUUCGGUUCUGAAGGGAUUUACAAAUGUUGAAAUCGGACCGUACAAUACGAAGCAUGUCUCGAUCACACUCUCCCGCUACGAACUGUCUGUCUGGGACGUCAUUGCUCAAGGCUGGUGCAAACCUGACGGCCAGAUCUCGUUUUCUAUUGGCGCAAGCAGCAGGGACUUUAGGUUGUGGGGUGUUAUCCCUGCUUGAGUUUGUUAUUUAUGCUCGAGAUGCUUUUGACUUGGCGCAUUGAACAGGUUUUGGCGAAUCUACGUCGCACAAGUCGUUCUAGAAUGCAGGAUGGGUCAAAUAUCAUUGCC